GAGAGAAAGAAGAAAAAAAAGAAAAAUGAUAGAUAUAUAUUUGCAGAACAGAACCCGAAGCGCAAUCUUCGCCGGCUCCGGAGCUCAGAUCACGAACCACCAGAACGACGAUACGCAGAUACUCUCUAACUUGCUGCGAUCGAACUGUUCACCUCUUAAAGUUCGUCGGAUUACUCUGUUUUUCUGGGCAUCAAUUGGUAGGAAAAGAUGAGCUGCUUUAGCUGCUGUGAGGAAGAUGAAAUUCAGAAAGCAGCUGAGAAUGGAGGCAUCUAUGCAGCAAAAAAUACAACAGGAAAUAAUGGAGGUUAUCAGAAAUCUGAAGCUGCACCAGCAGUCACUCGAGCAGUGAAAAUGCAACCAAUAUUAGUACCUACCAUCCCUGUGGAUGAACUAUCGGAAGUAACAGACAAUUUUGGAAAUGAAGCUUUGAUUGGAGAGGGGUCGUACGGGAGAGUAUACUAUGGUGUACUUAAAAGCGGGCAGCCUGCUGCAAUCAAGAAGUUAGAUACCAGCAAACAGCCUGAUGACGAGUUUUUAGCACAGGUUUCCAUGGUCUCAAGGCUGAAGCAUGAAAAUUUUGUUCAAUUGCUUGGUUAUUGCAUUGAUGGGAAUUCCCGUAUACUAGCUUAUGAGUUCGCAUCUAAUGGAUCACUUCAUGAUAUUCUUCAUGGAAGAAAAGGAGUGAAAGGAGCGCAGCCUGGUCCCGUGCUAUCAUGGGCGCAACGUGUGAAAAUUGCUGUAGGGGCUGCUAGAGGACUUGAGUAUUUGCAUGAAAAGUCUGAUUCCCACAUUAUUCAUCGCGAUAUUAAGUCCAGCAAUGUGCUAAUCUUUGAUGAUGAUGUUGCUAAAAUUGCUGACUUUGAUCUGUCCAAUCAAGCUCCUGAUAUGGCUGCUCGCCUUCAUUCUACACGUGUCCUUGGAACUUUUGGCUAUCAUGCUCCUGAAUAUGCCAUGACUGGUCAAUUGAAUGCCAAGAGCGACGUAUACAGCUUCGGCGUAGUCUUGCUUGAACUUUUGACAGGGAGAAAACCUGUAGAUCCUACGCUGCCACGAGGACAACAAAGUCUCGUUACUUGGGCUACACCAAAACUGAGUGAAGAUAAAGUUAGGCAAUGUGUCGAUGGAAGGCUUGGUGGAGAGUACCCCCCAAAGGCAGUAGCAAAGUUGGCCGCUGUUGCCGCCUUGUGUGUGCAGUACGAGGCAGAUUUCCGGCCAAACAUGAGCAUUGUUGUCAAAGCCCUUCAGCAUCUGUUAAAUGCCCGACCUGGUCCUUCUGGCGACGCAUCAAACUCGUGAGUUCUGUCCAUCUCAUUCACUGUAUCAAUUUUAUGUAUAAGAAAGUAAUUGCAUCUGAAGAAAGUUAGUGAAUUGUUUGGAUAUUUUUAAAUAUAUUCCUAUUCAUCCACGUGUUAUAAGUCAUCUGUAUCAUCAAAUCACGGCUCCCAUGUUGUUUCAUUGUAUUCAAUUCUCUGUUAAAGUUUGUUAGUUUGUGGAAUCUAAUAUGAUUUAGCUGUAAGCAUUGUUAGAGGGAUAAUAUUGUAUAUAAAGACUAUUCUCUUUGGUUAAAGAAUGAUGAAUUUUCACUUCUGCUCUGUUUCCAAAUUCUCUUUA
Messenger RNA from Momordica charantia (bitter melon), 1611 nucleotides. RefSeq names its product pto-interacting protein 1. Gene Ontology annotation, molecular function: protein kinase activity; ATP binding. NCBI's taxonomy places the organism in Eukaryota, Viridiplantae, Streptophyta, Magnoliopsida, Cucurbitales, Cucurbitaceae. The record is from RefSeq and is a predicted model, not a curated record. Gene Ontology annotation, biological process: protein phosphorylation.